Cladophialophora immunda is the source of this 1221-nucleotide messenger RNA. RefSeq lists its product as uncharacterized. Lineage: Eukaryota; Fungi; Ascomycota; Eurotiomycetes; Chaetothyriales; Herpotrichiellaceae. The record is from RefSeq and is a predicted model, not a curated record. Bases 1 to 1221 code for a protein of 406 amino acids. The transcript has 3 exons.
AUGGAAGAACAUUCUGUCGCUACAUCGUCCAUGGAUUACGUCACCAGCUGGCUGCAGCAACAUGUUAUGAUGCUUCAUGAACAGAGAAAUUCUUUGUUUGCCGGGCUAUUCGUCGUCCUGGCACUGUUGUCAUCAAUUUGGCGAGCAAUUGGUUUAUUUGUGUCAAAGAAAUAUGCCGUUACGAUUCUCAAGGACAACCCGGGUUCAGGUGUUCAGAAGACUGCCAUACUUUCUAGGCCGGACAAAGACCUCGGCCCCUGGUGCAUGGGCCAGAUCGAGCCGCUGCGAGACCUGGAUUGGAAGAGGACGAAGCCCGAACGGAUUUACAAAUUCAAUGACACGUACCAUCUGACAAUGGGGUUGAGAAACACCACUAUCAAUACCAUCGUCCACAUGGACCAACAGUAUCUAGAGCGCAUAGCGGAACGAGAGAAGAUCAUCACAAAGUACCCUGGUGCGCUGGACUGCCUGCCAUCCGGACGCCACAUGGUAGACGAGCUCUACACUUAUCUCGUGACUGAAUACCUCCCGAGGCGAUUUCCCACGAUGUUCCGGCUGUCCACAUCAUCGUCAUCAAAAGUGCUACACAACCUGGUCACCGCCAAGGACCUGCCGCUGAACCCGCCUGACGACGUACAACAAACGCUCCAUCUCAUUGCGCUCAACGUCGACGAGGAUUUUCUCAUGCUCCUGCCCGCGCCGGAUGGCGAGGGGUAUUCUCUACAGGCUUUCGUGUGGUGUUAUCCCGUGGGCUUCGACCCGCAGAAUAAAAAAGGCAUGAAGCUCCGGGAAGCCCACGCUCCCGUACCCGCGUAUAAGCAGGUUCUCGAGACGUCGAUGGAUCGGUACUUUGCCCGGCUGCGGCCGGGAAAGGUGGUCGAGCGGGUCAAUUGGGCGGUCGCGACCAACUCGAGUUUGUGCGAGAGAGGCGAAUAUCACUUAUACUCUGAUGACCAGGUAUCCACCACGACCGAGAUCGAUCUCGACGACACCUGGGUGAGGUGUGAACUGCAGACCUUGUUUGCGCUCCCCGGGAGCGGGGGGAGGAUCUUGAGCGUGCACUUGUAUCUUUACCCGAUCAAAGAAAUCAAGGAGGUCGGCUUGGCCGAAGACAUGUGUCGCGCUAUCGACGGCUACGGCAAGGGCAACGCCGGCGGCUUCAGCAGAUAUAAGCGUGUGCCGGUCUGGGGGGAACAGGUCAAAGAGUUCCUAAGAAACUGA